Messenger RNA from Phalaenopsis equestris, 2639 nucleotides. RefSeq names its product serine/threonine-protein kinase ATG1c-like. Gene Ontology annotation, cellular component: cytoplasm. Gene Ontology annotation, molecular function: ATP binding; protein serine/threonine kinase activity. Gene Ontology annotation, biological process: peptidyl-serine phosphorylation; autophagy. The transcript is spliced from 13 exons. Lineage: Eukaryota; Viridiplantae; Streptophyta; Magnoliopsida; Asparagales; Orchidaceae. The record is from RefSeq and is a predicted model, not a curated record. The coding region runs from base 269 to 2365 and encodes 698 amino acids.
CAUAAAAUUAUGGAGAAGGGCGAUUGAUUUAUAAAUAGCAAGUUUUGAUGGUAAAUGCCUCAAAAAGGAAAGAAUUCGGGUACAAAUUCUAAGCGAUUCCAGCUUCCAUCUACCGUGGGGCGUGCAAAUCUCAGUCCACUAUUCAGUCUGGAUUCAGCGAUUUCCCGAUCUCUUUUCCUCCGGCUACUUAUCUCUGCCGGUAGAGAAUAUUGGUGCUUGUGGCUCGUCUACUCUUUUGUUUCUGCUGAGGUAUUCUAGGUUUGCCGUGAUGGCAAGUCGCGUCGGUGGUUUACGCGGAGGUAGGGUGGUGGGGGACUACAUGAUCGGCCGGCAGAUUGGUUCGGGAUCUUUCUCGGUUGUAUGGCUAGCGCGGCACCGUGUUACCGGUUUGGAGGUGGCGGUGAAAGAGAUCAUCAUGGAUAAGUUCGAAAAGAAGGUGCAAAAAAGCCUCCGUUCCGAGAUCGAAAUCCUCAAGCGCACUAAACACCCCAACAUCAUUGCAUUGCUCGAAAUGAUUGAGGCUUCUGAUAGGAUUUUUCUUAUAUUGGAAUACUGUAAAGGUGGUGACCUAGCGGUGUAUUUACAUAAACAAGGAAAGGUUUCAGAAACAACAGCAAAACACUUUAUGCAACAACUAGCUAGCGGCUUGUAUUGUCUCUAUGAAAAUAAUUUUGUUCAUCGGGAUUUGAAACCUCAGAAUCUCCUCCUUUCAGCAUCCAAUGAAAAUUCUGUGCUGAAAAUUGCAGAUUUCGGCUUUGCAAGGCUUUUGGAACCUCGUGUUCUAGCUGAAACUUUAUGUGGUUCUCCUCUAUACAUGGCUCCAGAAAUAAUGCACUAUCAAAAAUAUGAUGCAAAGGCAGAUCUCUGGAGCGUUGGUGCAAUUUUAUUUCAGCUAGUCACCGGAAAGACUCCUUUUACUGGUAGCACUCAAGUGCAGCUGCUGGAAAAUAUAUAUAAAUCGAAGGAGGUGCAUUUCCCUCCAGAAAAUAAUCUGAGCCAUGACUGCAUUGAUUUAUGCAAGAAGUUGCUACGCCGAAAUCCAGUGGAGCGUAUAACUUUUGAGGAGUUCUUCAACCACCCAUUUCUUUCACGACAGAAGUCAAAUGAAUUAACGAUCCAGAGUGUAUCUGUUGCAUUAGCCGAUUUUGGCCAUAGAUCCGCAGGAAGAAGUAAUCAAGCUUGCUUGCUUUUCCCUUUAGAUGAUGAGUCUGCAGAGAGUCAUGGAAGCCUGUUGACAGCUGCGAAUGGCAGCCCUGUUAUACCCACUUAUGGAUUUAACGUGGGAGUCUAUAAAUGUCCUACUAAUUCCUCCAAAUUCAGUGCUUCCACAGAACCUAGCUCCACCAACAAAAUGGAAACGUCUUAUGGACAUGAUUCCUGUGAACUCCCAAGCCAAAAUACGACGGGAACACGUCCGGGUGCCAUAGAUGCUAAACAGGAUCCCAAAAUUGUGGAUUCACUAGACUUGGUUGAUCAAGAGUAUGUCAUUGUGUCUAGAUCUCCCUUAGAGAUGUCAUCUUCUUUAUUAAGCUUCUCUGAGUUGCACAACUCUACCUGCAAAUCAGAUUACUCUCUGGCAGCAUCUAGAAAUAGUGCAUUAAGUACACCAAUGCCGAUAUUCGGAGUUCCCAUCAAUAAGAACCACACUAUGGGUAGCCUGGAAAGUCACAGCUAUCCACAAGAAGGAUCCAUGGAUUUGGGGGAUACUAUCGAACAACCAUCAGCUCAAUGCAUUACAAGGAUUAGAUUGUUGCAAAAAUGCACUUCUGUAAUGACCGAGUUGCUGAAGGACGAGCUUGAAAAUGGUAGGCGGUUGGAAGCAUUCUCUAUUCAGUUAUUAAUCCUAGCAAUUCUGAAGGAAAGCCUCCACAUCUGUCACACACAAGCCGUCGUUGCUGCAGAUGAAAGUCCAUCUGAGACCACUAAAUUCCCCCAAACCAGUAAAGCUUCUUCAUCUGGUAGCACAAAUUGUUUUAGCAGCAGUGAUCCUCCAUUGCCAUAUUCUGUUUCGUCCGAGAUCGAGAAAGAAUUUCUUAUUUCAGUUGAGCGUGCAGAGGAACUUGCUAAGGACGUGGGACAAGUAGACGAAGCUACAUAUAUGCCUGAUGCUAUUGAGCUGAUAUUCGAAUCUGCACUUGCUUUUGGAAGGCGUGGUGCUGUUGAUGAGAUGAAAAACAUGGAAAGCGCCGAGGGCUGGUACUCGAAGGCCGUGAGUUUACUUCAUUUUCUUCUUGUUGAAGCACCAUCCCUCGCCCUCAACCCGCCGGUAUGUCUCACGCACUCAGAUCGACAACGUCUACGUACGUACAUAUACGCCCUCAGCACGAGGAACAGCAGAUACCGCUUACAGCGAAUGACCCCUUAGAAAGUGUUUAUAGAACUUGGUUCGUUCCAUGACAUGCUUUUCUAGGUUGGAGAAAACUAUUCUUGUAUUAUAUUUCAUUAUUUUCUUACAUGUACAGCAGUAAUUCAUUUGCAGCUAAGGUAUUUGAGGAGGGUGCGAUUUAAGGAAGGUUGGUUCGGUUUAAUUCUGUAAGGUGUGAUGGAGCUUAUUCUGUAUUUCUGUUCCACCUUUAUUCGAACCAAAAUGUAUUCAAAUUAUAUGCUAACGAUUAACGAAUUCGUGAAUGUAAAGUCAG